This is a messenger RNA of Penicillium cosmopolitanum, 1560 nucleotides long. RefSeq names its product cytochrome P450. The record is from RefSeq and is a predicted model, not a curated record. NCBI's taxonomy places the organism in Eukaryota, Fungi, Ascomycota, Eurotiomycetes, Eurotiales, Aspergillaceae. The transcript has 5 exons. Bases 1 to 1560 code for a protein of 519 amino acids. Gene Ontology annotation, molecular function: iron ion binding; heme binding; oxidoreductase activity, acting on paired donors, with incorporation or reduction of molecular oxygen.
AUGGGUCUCGCAGAGAGUGCGCUGUCACUGGUGACAGUCACCAAUGUCUUUCUCGCUCUUUUUCUCUACGUCAUCUCGAAAUUUGUCUACCAAAUCGUGUACUACCGGUUCUUCCACCCGCUAUCCAAAUUCCCAGGUCCCUUCUGGGCAUCCGUGACCCGUCUUUGGAUUGCGAAGCAGAACUUGGCCGAGACGGAAUAUCUUACCUUUCAUGAACUUUCUAAGACAUACGGUCCUGUCGUUCGCAUUACUCCCACAUUGCUGCUGGUCAGCGACCACUCCAAGCUUCCCAAAGUCUACCAACGCAAUGUGGACAAAACUGGACACUAUAUCACGGGUAGCUUCGGUGAGAAUGAAAGCCUGUUCAACAUGAGGUCCCACAAGACUCACGCAGUGUUCCGGAAACACGUUGCGGGACCUUAUAGCUUCACCAAUAUCAAAAGUAUGGAGCCAAUGAUCGACGCGCGCAUCCGCGAAUGGAGCGACAAGCUCAAUGGCACUUUUGUCAAAUCCGGCGAGGCUUUCGACUUUGCUUGGUGGGCAGUCUAUAUGGCCUACGACAUCAUCAGCGAAAUUGGUUUCGGCGCUCCCUUCGGGUUUAUUGAGAAGGGCGAAGAUGUUGGUGGCCUCAUCCAAGGUUUCCACGAUGGCCUCCCUGCCUUCGGUUUCCUUGCCCGCCUGCACCCUUUUACAUCCUGGAUGAAGACAACUUUCAUGAAGAAGUAUCUCGUCGCCACUCCAGAAGAUAACACGGGCAUUGGUGUUCUGAUGCGCUUCCGUGAUCGGCUCAUCAAAGAGCGCAUCGAGGAUAUCAACAGUGGCAAGCCGGUCAACCGUGUCGACCUUCUCCAAAAGCUGAUCGAAGCUCGUACCGACGAGGGCAAGCCUCUUGAUUUGGAAUAUAUUCGCGCAGAGGUUCUCCUGGUUCUACUUGCUGGAGCCGAUACCACUGGUACCGCUUUCCAGGCCUUGAUCCAAUUCCUCCUAUCCAACCCGGAAUCAUAUGACCGCAUGAUGGAUGAAAUUGACAAUGCGACACGCAAGGGACUUAUCUCCGAUAUGCCCCAGUAUGACGAAGUCAUUGAGCACUUGCCAUUCUUCGUAGGCUGUGUCAAGGAAACCAUGCGUCUUUGCCCUUCUGCCCCGAACAUUUUCCCUCGCUACGUCCCCGAGCCUGGUCUGGAGCUAUAUGGCAAGUUUGCUCCGGCGGGUACUGAGAUCACCUGCAAUCCGUAUCUGGUGCACCGUGACCCGGCUUUGUAUGGCGAGGAUGCUGAGGAGUUCCGUCCUGAGCGCUGGUUGGAUGCGGAGAAGGCCAAGUUGUACAACAAGUAUAACUUCGCCUUUGGAUAUGGUUCCCGCGUGUGCCUGGGACGCGACAUUGCGAUGAUGGAGCUAUUCAAGGGCCCCCUGCAGUUCUUCCGCCAGUUCAAGCCCGAGUCCGUGAAGGACAAACCGACUGCUCAAUUUGUGGUGAAGGGUGGCGUUGGCUAUUGGCGGGAUGUAUGGUUGACCAUCUCCAAGCGCCCACAGGUCACUCCUCCCGUCAGCCCACAGUAG